AUGGAAGCCAUUUGGCGCUUUCACCACGAGACCUGGGAUGAACCCUGGUCAACCAACGAUUUUCCGGCGGGUGAAAKCCAGGAGGAUACCGAGCAAAGACUUCGCCGUUUGACAUCGAAGGCGUGGUGGGGAAACACGAAAAAUGAAAUUGUGAAUUUUCUGCAUGACGAAUUUCCUUCCCAAUGGCCAUGGGGAUUUACAAUCUACCGCACCGUUUAUACAUCGGAAUCCGACCAGUAUUGGGAUACUGUUCUCGAAGCAAUAUCAAAAAAUGUCAUGGAAGGCUUAGGCGAGGAAAGCUUAGACGAGGAUGAACCUUCCCGAAUCUUUCAGGAGGGAUACCAGCCCCUAAUUUUUGAUGACCCGGCUCAGUUCAACGAAGCAACGCUGGACAAGAUCCGUGACCAUUUCAGGGAAGUCCAAGAGAGCGAUAACGGAAAUUACGGAGUUCGAUUUCGAUGGUGUUUGGUUAUCGAUGACGGCGCUUUGCAAUCUUUCCUCCGCCACUCUGAGCCAAAGAGCGGCCAGGAAGGCGGCUGGGUCACGGUUGUGGACCCAGAUUACCAAGGAGGCAGCAGUUACAACACGCGAUACUACCCAGGAUACUUCCGCUUAUACCUGGAACACCUCUGGAGCUUGACUCGUAUUGGAAGAGCCCUCGAGCUGGAUGAUCUCUGUGGAAGAAUGGAUGGACCUGAUGACAUUCCUUGGUUUGAUACUGGUAUGUGA
Messenger RNA from Talaromyces amestolkiae, 729 nucleotides. RefSeq lists its product as uncharacterized. Bases 1 to 729 code for a protein of 242 amino acids. The record is from RefSeq and is a predicted model, not a curated record. Lineage: Eukaryota; Fungi; Ascomycota; Eurotiomycetes; Eurotiales; Trichocomaceae. The transcript has a single exon.